Messenger RNA from Phlebotomus papatasi, 4284 nucleotides. It is a transcript of the gene ry, whose product is annotated as xanthine dehydrogenase. The transcript is spliced from 3 exons. Gene Ontology annotation, molecular function: FAD binding; 2 iron, 2 sulfur cluster binding; xanthine dehydrogenase activity. The record is from RefSeq and is a predicted model, not a curated record. The coding region runs from base 179 to 4144 and encodes 1321 amino acids. NCBI's taxonomy places the organism in Eukaryota, Metazoa, Arthropoda, Insecta, Diptera, Psychodidae.
UGAAUUCUUUUUACCGAGCAGUCACUAUAGAUAUUCUGAAGUCAGUCUCUCAAGAUUCGUUGUUGAAGCAACAUUAAUUACUCCCAAUUGAUCUUGCAUUGAAAAUCAUUGAGUGUUAUUAAGUCAAAAUUGCCCAAUUGACGCACGUGAAUCAAAUAUAUUUUCUAGUGAAAAAGAAAUGGAAGGAAAUAGUAAUUUAAUAUUUUUUGUAAAUGGAAAAAAGAUUGUGGAGCAGCAUCCAAAUCCAGAGUUGACACUUCUGACUUAUCUUCGAGAAAAAUUACAUCUGUGUGGAACAAAGUUAGGAUGUGCCGAAGGAGGGUGUGGCGCGUGUACAGUGAUGGUGUCUCGAGUGGACAGAACCACACAAAAAUUGCAUCAUCUGGCAGUGAAUGCAUGCCUGGCUCCUCUUUGUUCCAUGCACGGACUUGCUGUGACAACAGUUGAAGGAAUUGGCAGCACCAGGACUAAACUCCAUCCUGUCCAAGAACGAAUAGCCAAAGCCCAUGGAUCACAGUGCGGUUUCUGUACACCAGGAAUCGUCAUGUCCAUGUACGCUACUCUGAGGAGCAUUCCGAAACCCACUAUGGCCGAUUUAGAGACGACCUUCCAAGGAAAUUUGUGUCGAUGCACAGGAUACCGACCCAUCAUUGAGGGAUUUCGGACUUUCACAGUCGAUGGAUGUUCCAUGGGAGAAAAUUGCUGCAAAGUCAACGGAAAUGGAAUAUGCAAAGAGGAAGAUACUCUCUUUGAACCCAACGAAUUUAUGCCAUAUGAUCCUAGCCAGGAGCCCAUCUUUCCGCCAGAACUUAAAUGCUCAGACGCACUUGAUCGCCAAUUCCUCGCAUUUCAAGGUGAUAGAGUUUCUUGGUACAGACCUACAAGCCUCAAUGAGCUUUUAAAUAUUAAAAAGAAGUUUCCUGAUUCGAAGAUUGUCGUUGGGAACACGGAAGUAGGAGUUGAAGUCAAAUUUAGAAAUUGCCUCUUUCCCGUUCUUAUCUCAACAGCCCAGAUUCCAGAGCUUAACGAAAUCACAGAAACAACUAAGGGAGUCAAGAUAGGCGCUUCUGUUUCUCUUGCUGAUAUGGAAGAAAAACUCAUAAGAUUGAUAGAAGACCGUCCAGAAACAGAGACUAGGAUUUUCAAGGCCAUUAUUUCAAUGCUACAUUAUUUUGCUGGGAAGCAAAUACGAAAUGUGGCUUCAGUGGGUGGAAACAUUAUGCAUGGGAGUCCUAUCUCUGACUUGGUGCCCAUCUUAACGGCCGCGAGGGUCGAAUUAGAGACCGUAAGCGUAGCUGGAGAUCGUCGUACGCUUUGCAUGGGCCCUGGCUUCUUCACCAGCUAUCGUCGUAAUCUCAUCCGAUCGGAUGAGAUCCUCGUGUCUCUGAUUUUGCCGUGGACUUGUGAGGAGCAGCACUUUGUGGCCUUGAAGCAAGCUCGACGUCGAGAUGAUGACAUUGCCAUUGUUAAUAUUGCAGUUAACGUAAUUUUUGAACAUCAAUCGCACAAAAUUAAAUAUCUGGAUUUGGCAUUUGGUGGAAUGGCUCCUACAGUUGUCACAGCACCAAUAUCCUCUGAAAGAGCCAAAGGCAAAGAAUGGGAUUCUGAUCUGGUGGAAAUUGUGUCAGAUGCCUUGGCUAAUGAACUUCCACUGGAUCCUGGAGCACCGGGUGGAAUGAUUCUCUACCGACGAUCACUUACUUUGAGUCUCUUCUUCAAGGCUUUUCUGGCCAUUAGUCGAGAUCUUAAGCGUGAUAUUGCACCAGAUGAGAUUAGUGGUGCUGAUAACUUCUGCACCCUACCUCCAAAAUCAACUCAAACGUUUGAAAAAAUUCCUGACAAGCAAGAGCCUUGGAAUCCUAUUCGACGUCCUCAUGUUCAUGCAUCUGCAUUCAAACAAGCAACGGGAGAGGCUGUGUAUUGCGACGAUAUGCCUCGCUAUGAAAAUGAGCUGUACUUAGCUUUCGUAUUAAGCUCAAAAUCACAUGCUAAAAUCACUAAUAUAGAUGCUUCUGAAGCCCUAGCACUUCCUGGUGUUGUAGCAUUUUACUCAUCGAAGGAUAUUUCUUCUGAUAGGAAUUCUGUUGGUGCUGUGUUUCAUGAUGAAGAACUAUUCAUAUCAGAUAUUGUGACAUCUCAGGGCCAAACAAUAGGAGUUGUUGUGGCAGAUAAUCAAUCUUUAGCUCAGCGAGCUGCAAAGUUGGUUAAAGUGACUUAUGAUGACAUUAAUCCAGUCAUUGUAACCUUGGAAGAUGCUAUCAAACAUCAAAGUUACUAUCCAGGAUAUCCAAAAGUUAUCAGAAAAGGUGAUCCUGAAGGAGCCCUCAAAAACGCUGACCAUAUUGUUGAAGGUGAAGUAAGAAUGGGUGGUCAGGAGCAUUUUUAUCUAGAAACACAAGCAUCUAUAGCUAUUCCUCGUGACAAUGAUGAACUUGAACUCUUUUGCUCAUCGCAACAUCCAACAGAAAUCCAGAAACUUGUGAGUCAUACAUUGAACAUUCCAGCUUCCAAAAUUGCAGUUCGCGUGAAGAGAAUGGGAGGUGGUUUUGGCGGUAAAGAAAGCCGGGGUUCGUUAACUGCACUCCCCGUUGCAUUUGCUUCUUAUAAAUUAGGUCGCCCAGUUCGAUGCAUGCUUGAUCGGGAUGAAGAUAUGAAGAUGACAGGCACUCGUCAUCCUUUUUACUUUAAGUACCAAGCUGGAUGUACAAAAGAAGGUCAAAUUACAGCAAUUAUGGUAUCGAUAUACAACAAUGCUGGAUAUUCUAUGGAUUUGUCCUUUUCGAUUGUUGAACGAGCUAUGUAUCAUAUCCUGAAUGCCUACUAUGUUCCAAAUGCUCUUGUCCUAGGCUGGGUAUGUAAGACUAAUUUACCCUCCAACACAGCAUUUAGAGGUUUUGGCGGACCACAGGGAAUGUUCGUUGGAGAGCAUAUUAUAAGGGAUAUAGCACGCACUGUAAACAGGGAUUAUGUGGAAAUAGCUGAGCUUAAUAUGAUGCAGACUGGACUUCGUACGCACUACAAUCAGGUAGUUGAACUUUGUCAAGUUGGUAGAUGCUGGAAGGAGUUGCUCGAAAGUUCUGAUUUUAACAGACGACGAGAAAACGUUCAGAAAUUUAAUGCUCAAAACAGGUGGAGAAAACGAGGUAUUUCCGUUGUAAGCGUACAAUUCGGCAUCUCCUUCACAACGGCUUUUCUCAAUCAGUCAGGAGCUCUAGUUCACAUUUACACCGAUGGCAGCGUACUCUUAUCUCAUGGAGGAACAGAAAUGGGUCAAGGUCUUCAUACCAAGAUGAUCCAAGUUGCUGCCACUACGCUUGGCAUCCCAUUCGACAGAAUUCAUGUCUCUGAGACAUCUACGGAUAAGGUUCCAAAUACAUCAGCAACAGCAGCUAGUGCUGGAUCUGAUCUUAACGGAAUGGCCAUUCUCAAUGCCUGCAACAUUCUCAAUGAACGCAUAGCUCCCUAUAAGAAAGCUUUUCCAGAAGACGGAUGGAACAAAUGGAUUUCUCGUGCUUAUUUCGAUCGUGUUUCACUUUCUGCAACCGGCUUCUACGCAACUCCUCAUCUUGGUUACGAUUUUGCAUCCAAUUCGGGACGACCAUUCAAUUACUUCACAUUUGGAGCUGGAUGUUCCGAAGUAGAAAUUGACUGCCUGACGGGAGAUCAUCAAGUUAUCAGGACCGAUAUUGUCAUGGACCUGGGAUCGAGUAUCAAUCCCGCCAUCGAUAUUGGACAGAUCGAAGGAGCUUUCAUGCAGGGCUAUGGUCUGUUUACGCUAGAAGAAAUGGUUUACGGAGCAGAUGGAACACUCCUAUCACGUGGACCUGGAGCUUACAAGCUUCCUGGCUUUGCAGACAUCCCUGGAGAGUUCAACGUCUCACUCUUGAGCGGUGCCCCAAAUCCCAAAGCCGUGUACUCUUCAAAGGCCGUAGGAGAGCCACCGCUCUUCUCUGCGGCCUCCGUCUUUUUCGCGAUCAAAGAGGCCAUUGCCGAUGCUCGUCGGCACGAAAAUCUAAGUCCAGAUUUUCCACUCAUCAGUCCUGCCACUUCUGCACGCAUAAGAAUGGCAUGUCAGGAUCGAUUUACGAAAAAGUUUUCUGAGCCUGUUCCUGGAUCUUUUAAGCCAUGGAAUGUGAUGCCAUGAAUCACUUUUAGUAAAGCGGUUAUACUUGUUAGUUAACCAAUUAGAUUUCUUCAUGAAAAGAUGAAAUAAUGUGUUUUAAAUUAAAUUUAUUAAAAAUUUAUUUACAUUUUAAAUACAAGUCACAUAUUGUAUGAUUUUAA